AUGCUCCAGGCAACCAAGAAUGUACCACGCGCAGCGCUACUGUGCCUCGUCAUUUCCAUCGCGCUCUCCGCGCCGUGCGCCGUGCGCGGCGCGCAGGGUCCCGCCGCGACGUCGAUAGCGGCGACACUGGCGAGCGCGGAGUCGCCGUCGCAGUCGUUCAACGUGUCGCUGCUCGUCCUCAACGCCACCGGGCUGCUCGCCAAGCUGCCCUCGCUCGCUCACUCUCUUCUCGCCCACCGACGCCGCACCCCCGGAAGCCCGGGCAGUCCGGGGAACAGCUCGGGCGGCGCGGGCAGUUCGGACGCCGCCAAUCCCGGUGGCAUCGCACAGCCGACCCCAGCGCCCGGUGUUGCCCCCGCUGCGGGAGGCGCUAGCGGCGGUGCGAGCGCGGCGAUGAUUCCCGGCCUUCCCCAGGUUGACUUGACGCUGCCCGGCGUUCCCGACGUGGCGAUUCCUGGGAUUCCCGGCGGGUCAGACGGAUUGAAUUCGACAAUACCUGUGGAUAACAUGACCAUUCCCAUGCCCGAUCUCAACAUGACCUUUCCCAACAUGUCCAUGCCAAAUAUGAGCCCGUUGACUUUCGACCCGCUUCUCGCCGCAUUGAGCGCCGUGUUUUCCGGCGACGGGACGCCCGCGUCGCUGGCGGCGCUGGCGAAGGAGCGGCCCGAGGCGCUGAAGGCUCUGUCGGAGCUGCUCGCAUACCACGUGGCGACGGCGGCGCUGAACGCGGCGGCCAUCGCGGCGCAGUUCACGGCGGAUGCGGGCAACCUGACGACGGUGAACGGGCAGGGGCUGUGGAUCAACUUCAACACGAGCGAGACCGCCGCGCUGCUCAACGCGUACUCGCCCGCGCAGCGCGCGCUGAUCAGCGAGGGGAUAAGCGUGGGGUACGACGGCACCAUCUACUACCCCAACGGCACCACCGUCGCCGCUAACGGCACCGUCAUCUUUGACCCCGCGACGAGCCCAAUAGCCGUGGACUCGGAGGGUAACACAUACUUCGCCAACGGUACUGUAAUCAGCGCCAAUGGCACCGUCCUGAGCACCAACGGCACCAAUGGCGUCGCCAUCCCCAUUGACGGGCCGGGCCUCCCCGUGCCUCCCCUCCCGCAGCCCCCCGUCGUCUCAUCACCCCCCUCCAGCGGCGUCGGCUCGGUGGCGCCGCGCGGCAUGGCUGGCGCGCAGAUGAUGAUGGAGCCGCAGCCGCAGCCGCAGCCGCAGCCUCAACCCGCCCCCAUGAUGGGCGGCCCCGCCGAGAUGCCUCCCGCCACCGCCAUGCCCGCCCCCGCUGUCAUGCCCCCCGCCGAUAUGCCCCCCAACGUCCUGGUAGACCCGAUUCCGGGGGUCAUGGGCGGGGGGGGCAUGGGGGGCGGCUGGAACUGGGGCAACUGGAGCGCGGAGGAGCAGCAGCAGUGGUGGGGGAAUGCGACUGAGUGGAUGAACCAGGCCGUGCCAGGGCUGAACGUGACUGCCACUGAAUACCUCGCGUGGCUCAACGCCUCCUCCUCCGCCUGGGCGGCAGGCUCUAAUAUGAUGUGGGAGCAGGCUGGCAGCGACAUGAACGUGGCUCGGGUGGUGCGAGCUGAUCUGAUGGACAGCGCUGGCAUGGUGGUGCAUGGCGUCGAUGGCGUGCUCUUCCCCCACUACAGGGACAUGCCCGUGUUCAAGGACGGGGGGAGCGGAGCAGGAGGAGGAGGAGCAGAGGGUGACGUGCCCAUCGCCAUGCCUGUUGUGGCACCUGGUGGCGUUGCUAACGACAGUGCGAACGGCGCCGGCACUAAUGGCACUGCCACUGGCGGGAAGUCUGAUGACAGUGCUGCCACGGGUGCUGGUAGUCCUGCUGCUGCUGGGUCUAGCAGCAGCAGCAGCAGCAGCAGUAGCGGUGGGCAGGAUGCAUCUAAGAGUGCAGCGAGUGGCAUGCCAGCACCACCUGCUGGGUCACCUUCUGCGGGUAAAUCACAGAGCAAGGCUGCUGCAGUCCCCCUCCUCUUGACUGCUGCGCUCUCCCUCGUGGCUCUGCUAUAG
Messenger RNA from Closterium sp. Naga37s-1, 2025 nucleotides. The record is from the annotation of a GenBank genome assembly. Lineage: Eukaryota; Viridiplantae; Streptophyta; Zygnematophyceae; Desmidiales; Closteriaceae.